Lucilia sericata (common green bottle fly) is the source of this 1207-nucleotide messenger RNA. RefSeq names its product cytochrome b5. NCBI's taxonomy places the organism in Eukaryota, Metazoa, Arthropoda, Insecta, Diptera, Calliphoridae. The transcript has a single exon. Gene Ontology annotation, molecular function: heme binding. The record is from RefSeq and is a predicted model, not a curated record. Gene Ontology annotation, cellular component: intracellular membrane-bounded organelle; membrane. Bases 221 to 628 code for a protein of 135 amino acids.
AAAUCAAGGCGUGCGUACGGAUUAAAAAAUUAUUUCAAUUACGGUUAAAAAAAAAAAAAAAUACAAAUAGACAAAUACGUCCUAAUUUCUUUAGUAACGUGAAUUAAACUCAAGUUCAUAAGAAAAAUAUCUGUAAAUAAUAAUUAUAAAAAAAUAAAUAAAACGUGAGAUUACAAAAAUUGGGAUUUUAUUUUGAGAACUGAAGAAAAAAAGAAAAACUAUGACUACCUCAAUUACAAGUCUCCUGCAAACUUUACGUAUUGUGCCUACAGCUGGACAAAAGCAGAAAGCUCAGCAGCCUCCCCUCAAAGUUUUAACCGCUCAAAAAGCUGCAUUACCAGAAAUUAGCCUCGAUGCUGUAGCUCAACAUGAUGACUAUUGCGAUUGCUGGGUAGUAAUCUAUGAUCGUGUGUAUGAUCUAACUAGUUUCUUACAAGAUCAUCCCGGUGGCGCCGAUGUUAUAAUGGAUUAUGCGGGACGUGAUGCUACUUUGGCUUUUCAUGGCACCGGUCAUUCUCGUGAUGCCAUUGAACAAAUGCGUGAUUAUUUGAUUGGUGAAUUACCCGAACAUGAGAAAAUAUUUCGCUGUACGAAUGGUCAAGUCAUAAAGACUGGUAUACCUGAAUAAAUUUAGUAAAUAGUGAAUAGAAUUUUGAUUAAGAAAACCAAAAUUUUAAAAGCUUAUAAUCUUAAGGAGCUCACUUUACUUUCAUAUUGAUAUGAUCAGUUUAAGGAUUAUUAACUUAACUCUACUUGAAAUGUUCCUGACUUAUUUCUAUGUAAAUUUUAGUUGAAAUUCUUAAUAUUUUCCAGGCUGUUUGUCUUGUAAAGUUGGCCUCAAGAUCUAUCUUAGUAUUUUAUAACGAUUGCAUUUCUUGUCAUUUCCUAUUAUUGUCUUGACUAUAUAUUUUAUUUCUACUCAUAAUUAUCUUGCUUCAAUUAUAAUUUGAAUUGUGUUAAUUUAUUUAUUUUAUUAUAUUUUCUUACGUAUUUAUUUAAAUAAGUGUUUUUAGUUAGUUUUUAAUCAGCAUUUUCUAGUUUUAAAUUUUAAUGAUCUAUUUUGUACUUAUUAUACGCACAUGUAAUAAAUUAAUUUUUAGUAUUAAUUUAAUAUUAAGAUUUAGUUGUAUAUUUUUUCUUAAUUGAUUAUUUAAAUACAAAAAUAAAAUUAUAAUUCAUUGAAUUAUUUAAUAAAUCAAUUUCAGAA